Messenger RNA from Rotaria socialis, 2592 nucleotides. The record is from the annotation of a GenBank genome assembly. NCBI's taxonomy places the organism in Eukaryota, Metazoa, Rotifera, Eurotatoria, Philodinida, Philodinidae.
AUGUGUGAAGAAACAGCAAAUUAUCUUUGGGCAGAAAAGGAUGUACUCGGGCGUGGUGCUACAUCUCAAGUAUACAAAGCAUAUGACAAAGCAACAGGAGAACUAGUUGCUGCUAAAGUUUAUCCAGUUGCAUCUGGUCUUCGUUCACAAUACGGUGCUAAUCCAAAUAAUCGUGACAGAGAUUUUCGUCGAAUAUUAGAUCGUGAAAUGGAUAUACUUAAAGAUACGAAACAUGAAAAUAUUGUUCGAUAUAUUGGAGUCGAACCAGUUACAUACUCCGAUGCAGUAGUUGCACCGGGUACACGUGAAGCACUAUUCAUUGAAUAUUGUAAUGGCGGAAGUCUAAGUAAUGUUUUGGAAUUAUUCGAAAAUCGUUAUGGUCUUGUGGAUGAUGAAUUUAUGUUAGUUUUCAAACAUCUUACCAAUGCAUUAAGAUAUUUACGUGAUAAAAAUACAAUUCAUCGUGAUAUUAAACCCGAUAAUAUAAUGCUUUCCAUUAAUAUUAAUGGUGAACGUACGUACAAGUUAGCUGAUUUGGGUGUUGCUCGACUUAUCAAUGAAGGUGAAAAUGCAUUUACCUCCAUUGUUGGAACAGAAGAAUAUAUUCAUCCAGUUUUAUAUCAUGCUGCUAUACCUGACACAAAUUCAAAUAUUUUACCAACAACAUUACAAACACGUGUUAAUUUUCCAUUCGAAGUUGAUUUAUGGUCAUUAGGCGUUACUCUUUAUCAAUGUGCAACAGGUGCACUCCCAUUUCAACCAUUUGCUGGUACACGUAAAGAUCGAACUGUCAUGAGACGCAUCCUAGAUUCAAAACCAUCAGGUGUAAUUUCUGGUGUUGAAAAAUUACCUGGAGGACAAAUUGAAUGGUCAAAAAAAUUACCCGAUACAUGCCGUUUAUCACCAGGCCUGAGACGUCGAUUAGAAUUUAUAUUACCACGAUUAUUGGAAUCAAAAAUCGAUAGAUUAAUGAAAUUUGAAGAAUUUUUUAAGGAAACUGAUCAUGUCCUUAAUUUAGUAAAAAUUUAUUAUUUAAAUUUAAAACGUUUUAAAUUAACAUGUGCUUAUUUGGAGCCAACACAAUCGAUAUUGAAAUUAUAUGAUGAAUUACUUGAGCAGAACGACGAUGAAAAUUCGACAAAUUAUAACUGCUUAUUUCAAAACGUACCGUAUCCAAUUUCGAAAACUGAACCAAUGUCGAUAGAACGAUUCUGUAGUCAACUACCAAUUCCGACAUCACGCGAAAAUCCACUUGUUUUUUAUACAUUUUCUCCAUUGAAAGAUGGCGAUUCAUCUAAACCAACACUUCACGUUCCUGAAGUGAAAGCGAUUCGACAAAAGAAUGAUGUUGCCGCUGCAUGUGAAUGGGCUAAAGAUAUUGUUGGAUCGUUUUUUUAUGUUAAAGAACAAUUAUUUCAAUAUCAACAUAUUGUACAAACAGCACAAUCGUCAACAACGAUGAUGCAACUUCAUUUAAAAUCGAAACUAUUAGAAUUUCUUUGCGCAAUUCGCGCAAAACUCAUUAUAUUCCGUACGAUUGAAGAAUUAAAAAAUACUCUGGAUCAAAUCGACAGUAGUACAGGCGGACAAUCAACACCAGUAAGUGGCUCAUCGAUGAGUUUAAAUAGUGGUGAUGGAUCUCAGGGAAGAACUCAAUCAGCAAGUGGAGACAUUCCUAAUAUUGGUUUUUCACAUAUCUUAACAAAUCCAACAUCACAAGAUAAUCUUUCAUCACCAGGGGCGAUUCGUCGUCCAGCAUCGACAUCCUCCAUGCAAUUGGUCCAACAAAGUCUUCGUAUUCAUCUACGAUCAUAUCGUCAACCCUAUGACGAAUUAAAGAUGUGUGAACAAAAGAUUUUAGCAAUGAUUCAAGAACAAUCUGGUAGCAAUCUAGAUAUCGGUGACGAACAAAAACUGAUUGUUAAUACACUUUGGUCAUCCGAUAAUACUAAGCAAUAUUCAUCACAAAUUCACUGUACGGACAAACUUCUUAGAGAUCUAAGAGAUCUUUAUGAAAGCUUUUGUCAGGAUCGUUUAUUAAAUUCAUAUAAUCGUUUACAAGUUAGCUCACAUUUUCUUCGUCGAAGGAAAUUCGAACAACUUCAUGAUGACUAUAUCGCUUUUGCUACUGGUCAAUGUUUUCCGAAUCUUCUUCAAAUUUCUCAAGAUUACAAUGAAUGGAUAAGAAAACGUUCAGAUAUCAUCAAUGAAUUUGAACGUAUUAAACAAACAUAUGAUAAACAAUGUGAAAGUAUGAUGAGCUAUGUUGAUAUGAUUGAUAAUCUUCGCGCAGUUGUUUACCAAAAUAUUCGCGGUUUAAAUGGCACGCCAUCGUUUCCACCGACAAAUGAUCAAAUUCAAAAUCCAUUAUCGGUACCUAUUCGUCAACAACAAGUUCAUCAAGCAGAACCUUUAGAAAAUAGCCCACAAGCUGUAGGCAACUCUGAACAACAAGCUCCCGAAAGUACGGGUAAAAAAUUCAUGCAAAAAAUUCAUGGUACAACAAAGAAGACUAUUCAACAUGCUGAAGAAAGUCUUGGUAAAUUAGAUAAUGUACUUGAACAACUUCGUAGAAAUAUGCAGAGAAAAUAA